This is a messenger RNA of Talpa occidentalis (Iberian mole), 1275 nucleotides long. It is a transcript of the gene ECH1, whose product is annotated as enoyl-CoA hydratase 1. The coding region runs from base 74 to 1060 and encodes 328 amino acids. Gene Ontology annotation, molecular function: delta(3,5)-delta(2,4)-dienoyl-CoA isomerase activity. The record is from RefSeq and is a predicted model, not a curated record. The transcript has 10 exons. Lineage: Eukaryota; Metazoa; Chordata; Mammalia; Eulipotyphla; Talpidae. Gene Ontology annotation, cellular component: mitochondrion.
CCUCACCCGACAUGGCGGCCUCCUGUCCCCGCCCCCUGGUUUCCUCCGUCUGGGGACAACAGCUACUCUGGCGAUGGCGGCGGCAAGGGUGGCAUCUCGCAGACUCCACGACCUGCUGACGCGACGUCUGACUUCCCCUUCCCGCCUGGGUCUCAGCGUUGGCCUUCAGGCCAUGGGCUCUGCUGCACAAGAAAAGGCUUCCAAAGCAGCCCCGAGUGAAGCCCCAGACCACAACUAUGAGUCCCUUCUAGUGAUGUCUGCCCAGAAACACGUCCUACAUGUGCAGAUAAACCGGCCUGAGAAGAGGAAUGCCAUGAACAAGGCCUUCUGGAGGGAGAUGGUGGAAUGCUUCAACAAGAUUGCAGAAGACGCAGACUGCAGGGUAGUGGUAAUCUCUGGUGCAGGAAAAAUGUUCACUGCAGGCAUCGACCUAAUGGACAUGGCCUCGGACAUCCUUCAGCCCCAUGGAGAAGACGUGGCCCGCAUCAGCUGGAACCUCCGUCGUUUCAUUACCAAGUACCAAGAGACCUUCAGUGUCAUUGAGAAGUGCCCUAAGCCUGUGAUUGCUGCCAUCCAUGGGGGCUGCAUUGGCGGAGGCGUGGACCUCAUCACCGCCUGUGACAUCCGGUACUGUGCCCAGGAUGCGUUCUUCCAGGUGAAGGAGGUGGAUGUGGGUCUGGCGGCGGAUGUGGGGACGCUGCAGCGCCUACCCAGAGUCAUCGGGAACCAGAGCCUGGUCAACGAGCUGGCCUUCACCGCCCGAAAAAUGAUGGCUCACGAGGCCCAGGAAUGUGGGCUGGUCAGUCGGGUGUUUCCAGACAAGCAGGCCAUGCUGGACGCCGCCUUUGAGCUGGCGGCCGAGAUUUCCAGCAAGAGCCCGGUGGCGGUGCAGGGCACCAAAGUCAACCUGGUCUACUCGCGCGACCACUCCGUGGCGGAAGGCCUCAACUACAUGGCGUCCUGGAACAUGAGCAUGCUGCAGACGGACGACAUCGUCAGGUCCGUGCAGGCCGCGAUCGAGAAGAAGGACCUGAAGGGCGUCCCGUUCUCCAAGCUCUGAGAGCCGUCGCGCCCGGCCCCGCCGCUCCUCGUGCUGCUGUUUGCGCACCCCACGUAGCGGGGACCUGCCCGGGGCCGCCACCGCGGUGCCAUCCCUGCCAGUCUCCAGCUUAUCACUUUACAACACAGAUGUCCUUCCCCCUACGGCCUUAUCGUUCCAGUAACAAUAAAGCGAUGUAGCGCACCUGGCGCCCUUCUUGGAGAGACAGGACAUGU